AUACUGCUGGGUUUUUAUUUGUGCUAUAUUUUUAGCGUACUGUUCAGGGAUAUUUUAACAGCUUAAACUGUCACUAUGUCACUUGUGUAAUGUGGACUGCUAAAGGUGUUGUAGGGUGUGUUAGAUGACACCAAACAAUACGGACUUGUAUUAAAGGAAAGAAGACUCAAAAAUUACCUGAAAUGUCGGGCGUGUAUGCACUCACCCCGAAAAAGUCGAAAGUUCCGAGGAAGAAGUUAAUCGUCGGUAUAAGUGUCUCUGUCGCCAUCGGAGUGGCUGUGGCCUUGACCGUGGGGCUGGUGCUUCACUUCAAGUUGAAGGACGACGGAGACACGCCGGCUCAGGUGCUGCGCGUGGAUUGUUACCCAGAGCUACGGAGAGACGCGGGGAAGAUGAGCACUAAUUCACGUGCAUGCCAGGAACGAGGGUGUGUCUGGCAAAAGCAGGACGAGCCCGGGGCGCCAUGGUGCUACUUCCCAGCUGGACACGGGUAUCACGUGAUCAGCGGCCCUGACCUUAAGGACAACGUGUACAGGCUGGAGCUGAGGCGCACGCCGUCCCCGCCCUUGUACAACACGACGGUGUACGAGGAGGUGGGGGUGGAGGUGGACAUGCAGACUGACAACAGGCUCAGGGUCAAGAUCUUCCCCACAAACGUGAGCAGAUGGGAAAUUCCACAAAUAGCCUUGGACAUUGAGGGGUCAAGGUUGGCGACCUCCACCAAAACGGCCCAGUAUGACGUCACGUUUUCAGAGAACCCGUUUGGCGUUGUGGUGACUAGGAAGUCAUCCGGUGCUGUUGUGUUCAACUCCAGCCAGCCUGGAUUAGUCCUGUCUGACCAGUUUCUCCAGCUGACCACACGACUGACCAAUGAGAACGUGUACGGUUUUGGUGAGCACAGGCACGAGAGCUUCAAACACGACAUGAGAUGGAGGCUGUGGUCAAUGUUUACACGGGACUCGGGUCCUAAUAGCGACUGGAACCUGUACGGCCAACAUCCGGUCUACAUGAACGUGGAAGACGACAAGAAGGCCAAUAUGGUGCUACUGAAGAACAGCAACGCUAUAGAGGUCCUGCUACAGCCACACCCUGACCCAGCCAUCACGUACAGGACAAUUGGGGGAGUCCUGGACUUCUACAUCUUCUUGGGGGAUUCCCCGGCAGAUGUUGUUAAACAUUACCUAAAGGCUAUCGGGCUACCUGUGUUCCCACCCUACUGGAGCCUGGGCUACCACCUGUGCAGGUGGGGCUACGCCAACAUUAGCGACAUGCAGAUGGUCAUCAACCGGACCAUGGAGGCCAAAAUUCCUUAUGAUGGCCAGUGGGCAGACGUCGAUACAUUCCACAAAUCUUAUGUCUUCACUUACGACACCAAGAAGUGGGCCAACUUUCCGGCCCUUGUGAGACAACUCAGGAAAGACAACAUGCACUUUGUGACUAUUGUGGUGAGUCUAUGGGAGUCACAACAUGCACUUUGUGACCAUUGUGGACCCAGGUAUAGGAUCGAACCAGACCGUGAUCGAUGA
Physella acuta is the source of this 1526-nucleotide messenger RNA. Its product is annotated as sucrase-isomaltase, intestinal-like. Gene Ontology annotation, molecular function: alpha-1,4-glucosidase activity; carbohydrate binding. The record is from RefSeq and is a predicted model, not a curated record. Lineage: Eukaryota; Metazoa; Mollusca; Gastropoda; Physidae. Gene Ontology annotation, biological process: carbohydrate metabolic process.